Messenger RNA from Paramormyrops kingsleyae, 5894 nucleotides. It is a transcript of the gene pcdh10b, whose product is annotated as protocadherin 10b. Gene Ontology annotation, molecular function: calcium ion binding. Gene Ontology annotation, biological process: homophilic cell-cell adhesion. Lineage: Eukaryota; Metazoa; Chordata; Actinopteri; Osteoglossiformes; Mormyridae. Gene Ontology annotation, cellular component: plasma membrane. The record is from RefSeq and is a predicted model, not a curated record.
AAGUCUUUUAGGGGAGUUCGCCGUGUGCGCGCCUGGCUCAGAAAGAUAAUGCAAGAGUAAGAAAACUGCCUUUGUAUAUUUAUAUGCCUAUAUAGGACUAAUAUGACAGCAGCGACUAUAAAAUAAUUAACGCGUCGCUUUGUACAAUGUAAUUUUAGUAAUUAUCUGUCUUUACACGAAAUACCAUCCUUUUAAUGUAUGGCUGUAUUAUACGGAUGGUUUGUAUACAAUGUCGGUUAUAAAGCCAAAGCUCACAAAACUCCGUAUACAAAAGAACUGUUGAGGAUCCGAGACCUGCAUUCAUUAUAAAAAAAAUGUUUGGGGUUGGCAAUACCAAAAAAAGGAGACACGUCUGAUUUCUGAAGCCUUACGUUUUUCGCCUUUCCACGGACAAGGGUGAUGGAAAAUUCCAAUUCAAGUCAGAGGGAAUAAUUAUACGUGCAUUUUUUUCUUCUUUUUUUGAUGAUGAUUGUGUUACUUAUUCUUAUCAGUAUAGCGGAUGGAGUGGUUUCCCAAAUACGCUAUUCUGUUCCAGAGGAACAGGACCAUGGCACAUUUGUGGGAAAUAUUGCCGAGGAUCUUAGCUUGGACAUAACAAAACUUUCAUCUCGUAGAUUUCAGACUGUGCCAAGUUCGCGGACUCCUUAUUUGGAAGUGAAUUUGGAAAAUGGGGUGCUUUUUGUGAAUGAAAAAAUCGACAGAGAGCAGAUUUGCAAGCAGAGCGCAACCUGCCUCCUGCAUUUGGAAGUGUUUUUGGAAAACCCGUUGGAGCUUUUCCGUGUGGAGAUCGAAGUCGUGGAUAUUAAUGACAAUCCGCCCAGUUUCCCUGAAACUGACAUUACUGUCGAAAUUUCUGAAAGUGCCACUCCGGGAACGCGCUUCCCGCUGGAGACCGCGUUCGACCCCGACGUGGGCACCAAUGCGCUCCGCACCUACGAAAUCACCACUAACAACUAUUUUUACCUCGACGUGCAAACGCAAGGAGACGGGACGAAAUUUGCCGAGCUAGUGCUGGAAAAGCCGCUGGACAGGGAACAGCAGUCGGUGCACAGGUACGUACUAACAGCGGUCGAUGGUGGUCUUCCUCAAAGAACCGGUACUGCGCUGCUGGUGGUUAAAGUGCUCGAUUCCAACGAUAACGUUCCCGUUUUCGACCAGCCGGUGUAUACGGUAAAUCUGCCCGAAAAUUCCCCGGUGGGCACCUUGGUCAUCCAGUUAAACGCCACCGACAUGGACGAAGGACAAAAUGGCGAGAUUGUCUAUUCUUUCAGCAACCACAAUGCCCCGAAAGUGAAGGAUCUUUUCAGCAUCGACGGGCGGACCGGUCGCAUUGAAGUCAGCGGAGAGGUCGACUUUGAGGAGAGCAGCAUGUUUCAGAUUUACGUGCAAGCGAAGGACCUUGGACCCAACGCCGUGCCGGCUCACUGUAAAGUUCUGGUCAAAGUGAUAGAUGGGAACGAUAAUGCCCCGGAGAUCACUUUCAGCACCAUGACCGACUCAGUGAGCGAGAAGGCUGCGCCGGGCACCGUGAUCGCAUUGCUCAGUGUCACGGACAAAGAUUCCGGGGACCACGGACAGAUCCACUGCGAAAUUCUCGGAGACGUACCUUUCAAGCUGAAAUCAUCCUUCCGGAACUAUUACACCAUCGUUACGGAUGGACCGCUAGACAGGGAGAGCGCUGACUCCUACACGGUGACUGUGGUGGCCAAAGACAACGGCAUCCCGUCGCUGGCCACAAGCAAGUCCAUCAAAGUGCAGGUGUCGGACGAGAAUGACAACGCGCCGGCAUUUACGCAGCCGGCAUUUGACGUCUACGUGACAGAAAACAAUGUACCUGGCGCCUACAUUUACGCAGUAAGCGCUUCGGAUCCGGACGUCGGGCAGAACGCGUUAAUUUCUUACUCCAUAGUGGAGUGCGACAUUCAGGGCAUGUCCGUUUUCACUUAUGUGUCCAUCAACUCCGAAAACGGCUACCUGUACGCGCUGAGGUCUUUCGACUAUGAGCAGCUGAAGGACUUCAGCUUCAUGGUCCAGGCGAAGGACUCGGGGAGUCCGGAAUUAACGUCCAACGCCACCGUGAACGUUAUAAUCGUGGAUCAAAAUGACAACGCGCCCACGGUCAUCGCGCCAGUGGGGAAAAACGGCACGGCCAAGGAGCCACUGCCUCGCUCCGCCGAACCUGGGUACUUAGUAACACGCAUAGUUGCUAUGGAUGCGGAUGAUGGAGAGAACGCCCGAUUAUCAUAUAGUAUCCAAAAAGGAAACGAGAACGGGAUGUUCCGCAUGGACUGGAGAACCGGCGAGCUGAGGACCGCGCGGCGCGUGUCCAGCAAAAGGGACCCGCACCAGCUUUACGACUUGUUGAUCGAGGUGAGGGACCACGGGCAGCCGCCUCUGUCAUCCACGGCCAGCGUCAUCAUCAUGAUAGUGGACAGUAUAGUGGAGGGACACGGCGGAGAACGGGGCUCCGCCAAAGCGAAGGAGACCUCGCUGGACCUGACCCUCAUCCUCAUAAUCGCGCUGGGCUCCGUCUCUUUCGUCUUCUUGCUGGCCAUGAUCGUGCUGGCCGUGCGGUGUCAGAAGGACAAAAAGUUGAACAUUUACACGUGUCUGGCCAGCGACUGCUGCCUCUGCUGCGGCUCUUGCUGUAGCAGGCAGGCGAGAGCCAGAAAGAAAAAGCUUAGCAAGUCAGAUAUAAUGCUGGUGCAGAGCACUAAUGUCACCAGCACCGCGCAGGUCCCGGUCGAAGAAUCGGGGAGCUUCAACUCCCACCAUCAAAACCAGAACUAUUGCUACCAGGUAUGUCUUACACCGGAAUCUGCCAAAACUGAUCUAAUGUUCCUAAAGCCCCGUAGCCCUGCUAGGGGCGCAGACAGUGACCACAGCCCAUGUGGAGCCUUAGUCACAGGUUACACAGACCAACAACCCGACAUCAUAUCUAACGGCAGCAUUUUAUCCAACGAGAAUAAACACCAGAGAGCUGAACUUAGCUACCUUGUCGAUAGACCUCGGCGUGUUAACAGUUCUGCUUUUCAGGAAGCAGAUAUAGUCAGUUCUAAAGACAGUGGACACGGAGAUAGUGAACAAGGAGACAGUGACCAUGACGCCACCAAUCGAGGUCACUCGUCUGGCGCUGAUCUCUUUUCAAACUGCACAGAGGAGUGCAAAGCCCUCGGGCACUCUGAUCGAUGCUGGAUGCCCUCCUUCGUGUCGUCCGACGGCCGUCAGGGGGCAGAUUACCGUAGCAAUCUGCACGUCCCGGGAAUGGACUCUGUGCCCGACACUGAGGUAUUUGAAAUGCCUGAGCAAACUGGCGAGAGAUCAUUCUCCACCUUUGGCAAAGAGAAGUCACAUCACGGCACCCUAGAGAGGAAAGAGUUUGAUGCACUUCUGUCCAGCACACGUGCGCCUUUCAAACCCCCUUAUUUGAGUGAGUAUUUAGCCAUGGAUUUUGAUCUGAUCGAAUACCACUAAAAUCUCACAUCGGCUGGAAGUGCCAUUAAAUUCUUUCACCGUAACCCAUCUUGCCAUUAUGUCUCUCACACUAACAUUGUCCUUUUCCUUUUGUUUCCUUAACAUUUUUCAUCUUUCUUUAAUCCUUAAGAAGUCUCAGGCACAUCCAUUCCCCCCCCUCCCCCACAUAAACAGUAAUUUGACAGUGAUUGUGUAAUUUGUCCUGUGAAGCUGGGACAGGGCAGAAUGAGCCUUCACGACCGCUCUGCCUUUUCAUUUAGGCACCUAUCUGCUGGUUUUAUAUGAGGAUUCAACACAGGGCUCUUUUUUAAAUGAAUAUUUUUUCAAAACGUGUAAGUGUGAAUUUGAACUGAGUAUGGAAAAUACUGACCACUGCUUUUAAACUUUGAUUAAAUGACUCAUAUGCCAUACGCAGACUUUAUGGUCAUCUUCUUCUUGGAUAUUUUACAAUCGUGCAAAAAAGUUAAUUUUUUGGGCAACCUUUUGUUUUUCUGGAUCCCAUUUGAAUUGCUGAAGUCAGCAGUCACACAGUAUAUAUAUAUAUACAUAUAUACUAUCUAUAUAGUUUGUACUCUUAGUGCUAUUCAGUUUAUUUGCAGGUGAACUUCAAGGAAAGAUCAAAUUGUAAAGUACUCAAGACACAUCAAUGUAAUAUGAAAAUGUUACUAGUAAAUCCUAUUGUAUUGAUUAUUGAGGUUAAUAAAAUGCUAAACGAUCUUGUGUUCUGUUGUUGAUGUGAAGUGAGCUUGCGGUCUAGAGGAGGAGACAAAGGCUGCCUUCCCUUUCUUGUCGCGCCGUUCUUAUGUGAAUGUCUUUGUGAAGGCGUCCGUCUGUGAAUCCCCCCCCCGAACGGCUUCACGGCUCCAUUAGAUGCUGACGGGCCGCUGUUGUAUUAUAUCUGCCGUGUCGCAUGCUGGCAUGAGCAAUAUAUCAACUUAUUCCCAGUGUCUUUGGCCAUUUGAAUCUAUCAAAAAUUCAGUGUCACGGUUCAAAAGGAAUUUCUUUAAUUUAUAGGCCAUCUAUUGAUAAGUUUCCCUCAGUGUAAUUAGAUACAUGUCAUUACACAGCCCAGGCAAGCCAGCCUUGUUAUAUCUGGUGUUUGUGUAUUGCUGUUAUAAAUGUAAUAUUUAAACUAGAGAUAAAUUUUAUAAUGUGCAAGAAAAUGUAGCUUAGCUUAGUUUUUCACUGUGAUGUGGCUCUCUAAGUAAAUGCAUUAAUAAAUUCUUGAAUACCUAUGAUUUUAUAUAUUACUUUAUGAAAAAAUACUGAUUUUUAAAGUAAUUCAUGCUAUUAUAUACGCCUAAGAGUAUUGCAUACUUGUGUUACAUGAGCAAUAUCAUUAGCUUAGUUUGUAGUUAUAUUUGUUAAAAUCAAAAAUCAAUGAUUUACAGGCAAGUUAAACUCGGACUCCGUGCACAAGGAUCCGUGCAUUUAGCUAAACAAGCGGUUUUAACUCGAAUCAUCAUUUACUCUCAGCAGUGUUAUUGCGAAAAGGCGAAGUGAAAGGACGUCCCGCUUCAAUGCACUGGCGUGAUUAUAAACGUGGCCGAACAGUCAACGGCGGCCUCGAUCGCAGCUUCCUGUCCCGUCGUACAUCGACUCACAAAAUCAAGUUUCGUUGCAUGUGACUUAUGUUUGACAAAAAAAAAUAAAAAUUGCAAAAAGAUUCAUGAAAACCUUGACCUCAUACAUAUGAAAACUCUUACGGUGUGAAACGUCGGUUGAUUGCAAAGUAAUUUUCUGUGAACAAAGGAGGGCAGCACCCAAUUUCAGCCACAAGGGGACAUCAAAAUGAAGUCACCGUCACCAAAAUCUAUGCCACAGACUUUUCUCUGUCCUUUCGUGUGCCGUUUAAUUCCAAACGUGCGGCAUUUUUUUUAUCGUUAACAUAUUUUCACUUUUACUCACCAGGAAAGCCUUGUGAGAGUCGCAUUUGGACUCGAGUGGUAAACAAGGGGACAGUGGUCAUUAUUUUCUCUCGUUUUUAGGAACCUGUAUAGUCAUUUUUAGACAGUGGAGAUUAACGAGAGACUUUGGGACAUUUCAGAAAUCUCCUAAGUUUCUUUCAUACCUCGGAGAGUGUCGUAGGAUUGCUAAUAAAUGUUACCCACAGGGAAAAGCAGGGAUACAUGCAAACGAUAUAGACCUAUAUGUGUCCAUUGCUUUCCCUCUCUGUGCACAGACCCUAUCUCCAUUGAUGUUGGCCAUGAUGAAUGAAUCGUGGAAUAUUUAUGAUAAUAUCCUAACCCUAAUAACUACUGUCCUAAUAACCAUUUGUAGAUUUUUAAUUAGUAAAAUGCAGAUGAAUAAUCACAGAAGAGUUAUGUCUCUGCUAUGAAUUUAUUAAUACAAUUAAAUAAUGGUCUAGCAGUAUCUUGUAACAAGGCCUUGGGAGUGUAGAAUUAAUGGAUGUAUGUUCU